This is a messenger RNA of Rhipicephalus sanguineus (brown dog tick), 1146 nucleotides long. Its product is annotated as polyhomeotic-like protein 1. The record is from RefSeq and is a predicted model, not a curated record. The coding region runs from base 1 to 1146 and encodes 381 amino acids. The transcript has a single exon. Gene Ontology annotation, molecular function: protein binding. Lineage: Eukaryota; Metazoa; Arthropoda; Arachnida; Ixodida; Ixodidae.
AUGAGCACCGUUAAGAGACGUGGAAGACCGGCACGACGCCGCGGAACCGGCACGGCGCGCGGCAGCGGCCGACGACGUCGGGGUUCAAGCGGUUCUCGAGUGUAUUCCCGCCAAAGCGCCGAGCGCUGGCUAGCGUCACUGCUUCCGCCGGCUACAAGCACGUCAGAGCUCUUCGAUCACGUACCCGAACAACUGGACCUCAAGCCGGACGUCAAGACGCACGUUAUUUGUGGCAACGUCGUGCAGGAGUCCUCCGCACCGUUCGAAUGCGGACUGAGAGCACGACGACUCGCUGCGGAGCCCGGACAAAGCGCGCGCGACGCCAGCCCGGCCAGCCCGCGACAGGAGCCGUCUGUCGUCGACCGGGAUCCUCGCACGGCAUUUGACAGCCGCAAGGUGACGCCGUUGCGGGUAUCCGUCGUCACACGCGCUCGUCGCCACGAGCCGGCGACUACCGCCGCUACGUCGAGUCAACGGAGGCGUUGGUCGAGUACGCCGAGUGGUGUGGCUAAGCCUAAUCUCUCAGUGACGCAGACGCCACCACCGCCGCCACUUUUGGCACCGUGCGUGGCUAGCGCGAAGCUCAACCCGGCUUCCAUCGUGGUAUGCGUGUGCGGAGGUCACCAGCCGACCGCCGCUUCCCGUCGCAACUACGAUCCGAACCGCAGCUUCUCAACCACGAACCAGGACAACCAGGCGCCCAACGAGUGUACGCGCUCCGCAUCCGAAGCUACAGCCCACGACGACGCGCCCAUGAGAGAAGUGAGCGACGCACUGGCGGCUUCCUCGCCGUCUCCGCGCCCGUGCUGUCCGUGCCUUGGCCAGCGUACGAUCGCGUACCUCGACCGCCUGUCUGAAGUCGCAUCGCAGGCCGCUACGCCUGGGCCGAGUAUGCCUGCACAGGCUCCCAUGCAGGAGACAGCCUCGGCGAAGGACUGGACGGUCGAAGACGUUGUGCGGUACGUCAAAAGGAUCCCGAGGUGUGCCUGGCACGCUGAGAAGUUUCGCGAGGAGGAAGUCGACGGUCGAGCCUUGCUUCUUCUCGGAAUUAGACACCUGACGGUCCAUAUGGGCCUCCCAGUUGGUCCGGCAGUGAAGAUCUUGCACGCCAUACGUGAACUGCGCAAGUGCCAGCGCCCGAAUUAG